GUAUUAGGAGUUCAUAGGCUAAUAUACUGGUUAAAUAAAGGUUACCAUACUUUUCCUCUUGUUUUGUCCAAAAGAUGAACUAAGCAGUAAUCACAGUCACAAUGACACACGGGUAAUGAAAAUGUCACAUGACAAAGAAAAGCAGAAGAUUUAAGAAAAUCCCCAGCUGCACUCAGUAGAAAGGAGAAAUGAGAUGAGUCUUCCAAACCACUUUGGGGAAACCAAACAAACUGCAUUAUCACUGAUAACCUCACAUUUGUAUUGAACCUUGAUGCAAUGGGCUUGUAGACACAUGAAAUACAUUCAUGUGUCUACAAGCCCAUUGCAUCAAGUUCGGCCCAGAUAAUGUUUCCCACAUAGAUGCUUUGGAUACCCCCUCCUCUGCAAACACUCAAGCAAAUUUUACCUCCAUUUUUACUUUCACAUUGCCGUUUUUCUUCCUCUUCAUAUUUAAUGUCAUUGUGGGUAGAUUUUGAAGUGGCACGACCAAACUCAGUGGUUCCAAUAACGCCAAAGAAGACUUGAAGGCAGUUGGAUACCAGUGCUGAUCAUCCUGUGACGAAGAAGUUCCACUAGGCAGACCAGACGUAGCCUAUUCUUUUUCCCGGACACGACUUCUUUUUGGGACCGAAAAUAUCCAUCAGGCGGGAUUUCUAAAUUCCUAAAAAUGUUCUGUUAAGUUUUGCUCUUUCUAUAGACCGUAUAUAAACAGAUAUUCUAACAUUAUGUUCAUAGCGCCUGCCUGCCAUUGUCCCCUUUUUUGAAAUCCAUAUGGUCACCUUAGUUCCACAACAAAGUAUAAGUACUGCAUCCACCUCCCAGUCCUCUGUCUAUAGCAAUGGGAGGCUUUCUGACAUUAGUGGAACCAGUAGUGGUAAUUAACACUGUAGGCAGCUCGUUUUAUGACACAGCCCUCACUCUCUCUGUCUACAAGCGGGCCCUGGAGCAGGCAGAGGGACACAGCGAUCAGGCCCAGGCACUUGCCUCGCGCUUCCUGCUGCUCAACACCUGUCUGGCCUGUCUGCUGUCCUUCAUAUCGACCGUGCUCCUGGGCUGGCUGGCUGACCGCCGCGGCCCCCGCCUACUGCUAGUGCUUCCCCAGAUCGGCUCUGUUGUGAGAAAGAGUUUUCUGCUCGCCUUCGUUCUGUUCCAGCUGCCGCUGGCAGUACUGUAUGUCGGGGCGGCCGUCCACGGCCUUUGCGGCGGGUGGACGGCCUACUGGGGCGGCGUGGUUUCACUAGCUGCCCUCAGCUCAGGUCAUGAGGGGCGUAGCCUGAAGCUCAACGCCGUGGACUUCUGCAGCGGAGUGGCCGGGGUGGUCGGGGGCUUGCUCUCAGGGUACAUAUACCAGCUGGGAGAGUCUGGGUUGCCACUCAUCAUGUCAAGUGUGCUGCUCUGCGUGGGGGGUCUCCUCUACUCUGCCUUCCUGCUGUCAUACCCCAGGCCCCCCAGCAGGGAGGAGGUCAGCCAGUCAGCGCCGUCCCAGGAGCCAGUGUGGACGGACUGGAGGAGCGUGGCCCUGCUCUUCACCGCCAUCGCUUUGUUUGAUGUGGGCAUGAGUGGGGCGGAGGACGUGCUGUCCCUCUACGUGCUGAAGCCGCCCCUCAGCUGGGAUUCAGUUUGGGUGGGCUACGGCAGCGCUGCCACAAGUGCCAUGUACCUGAGCAGCUUCCUGGGUGUGCUGGUCCUGUCCCGUCCCCUAGGGGACACAGCCCUUAUCCUGCUGGGUAUUGUGUCCAACUGCACUGGCAUGGCCAUCAUGGCCUUUGCUACCCAGAACUGGGUCUACUUCUUUGCUCGUGGAAUCAUGAUGUUCGCUUGUAUUCCAAUGCCCACAAUAAGAGCACAAUUAUCCAAAAUUCUGGAUGCUCAGUUGUAUGGGCGUGUGUUUGGCUGGCUGCAGUCCAUCUUGGCUGUGACUACGGUCUUGUCUGAGGUGCUCUUCACUUCCAUUUACCCCCUUACCCUGGGCUGGUUUAGUGGCUUUAGCUUCUUGACAUCAUGUGCUAUCAGCUACCUCAGUGUCCUCCCUAUUCUUUAUCUGAAUUGGAGAGGAACAAGACAAGGAUACACCCCCAUUCCUGGCAAUGACCAAGCCUAACAUGUUGUCAACAACGGAGAUUCCAAGCUAUACUGUAUCAAUCACCUAAGCUCUGCAUGAAAAACAGUCUUAGGUGACCUAACUAGAUGACCUCCUUUGAAGACUGGUCAUUUUCUAUAUCUUCAUUGCAUUUAAUCCUACAGUGUAACCCUCUUAAUAUUACCUUUACUAUGCAGGGUAAAUAGGGGACAAAAAGCAAGUUGUCAUUAUAUAUCAUGUUUAUAUGUCAGUAUUAUUCAUUGCACUAUAUGCUAAGUAUGGAUAGUUUGAAAAUGGGUAAAAAUUGUAACAAUAUGUAUAUAUAGAUGUGGUAUGUGAAAUGUGUUCCUGUGAGUAGUUAAAAGAUACAGUUGUUGCAGAAUUUGAUGGGGAAAGAGAUAUUAUUGUUUAAUAUUUGUGUACUUUCAUGUUUCUUCUUGGAUCUGCAUAUCCAAGUAUGCUAUAUCAGCUGACCAGAAACCUUAUAUAGUGCAAUUUUAACAGAACAUGUUAACCACUACACAUGAAUCUCAAAUUUAGGGACUUAUCUCAGCCUUGCAAGCUAGAAACUAAGAACUGUAUAUAUAGACCUACAGGGCAUUGGGUACAGAACUAACGAACAAUACUUAAUUAACCUAUUUUGGUAUUAUUAUUUAUAAUUUAAACGUUUUGAUAUGUCUUAAAAUGUAAAAGGCCAAAGGAUGAACAAAACUAGGUGGCCAAUUAUUUUUUUCUAUUUAUGUGUGUCACUGGUUAGACAUUGGUAGACAGACUUUCUUGGCAAGUAAGAAAUCAAAAACAUAAUAUAAAUAAAUAUUAAUUUAAUUUCA
This is a messenger RNA of Anguilla anguilla (European eel), 2910 nucleotides long. Its product is annotated as thymic stromal cotransporter homolog. Gene Ontology annotation, biological process: transmembrane transport. The coding region runs from base 839 to 2101 and encodes 420 amino acids. Gene Ontology annotation, molecular function: transmembrane transporter activity. The record is from RefSeq and is a predicted model, not a curated record. Gene Ontology annotation, cellular component: membrane. The transcript has 5 exons. Lineage: Eukaryota; Metazoa; Chordata; Actinopteri; Anguilliformes; Anguillidae.